AUGCAGACAAAUGGAAACCACUCGAUCGAAUUCAAUGAUGCUGUAAUAAAAGAAUCUAAAUCAGUAAAAUAUCUGGGUAUGAUAUUAGAUAAUACUCUUUCCUGGAAUGAACAUGCCGAAUAUAUUAUAGCCAAAUCCACGAAACAACUUAAUAUUCUCAAAUUCCUACGUGGUACAUGGUGGGGAGGUCACCCUAAAGUAUUGAAGCAGAGUUAUCUUUCACUAAUUAGAAGCUCUCUAGAAUAUGGACUAUUUUUAACUCACAUAAAGAACUCAAAUCUAAGAAGUAAAAUUCAAAAAAUCAAAAAUCAAGCAAUUCGAUUGGCUUUAGGCUACCGAAGAUCCACACCCAUCAAUGUUAUGCACUCAGAAUCGAAAAUACCACACUUCAAUGACCGUAUACGAUACCUUUCAGACAACUUUAUUCUGAAACUAAUAGCUCAUGAUACACCGCUAAAACAAAAAAUAGAAAAUCUUAGUAUUACAAUAGCUAACAAUGACAGACUUAAUAUUAAAAAUAAUUUUCCUAUAAUCAGAUCAUAUAAUGAAAUAAAAUCUUUAGUCCAAAACAAAAUUCAAAGACAUCUUCAUCCAAUUCCCUAUGAUUACACAUAUGAAGCAAUAGUGGAACAACCAGAUAUUAACGUAACUUCUGGACUACACAUAAAAAAAUCAGCUAACCCACCCCAAGAAUUUGAGAAAAUAUUCAACGAUACCAUAAUCACUCAGUACACAAUCUUCACUGAUGCAUCGAAAAUGAAAAAUCAAGAAUACACAGGACUGGCAAUGUUUAUCCCAUCAAAUAAUCAAGCCUACCAGUUCAAAAUACAUACAGAAGCAUCAAUCUUUACAGCUGAAGGUUUAGCAAUUUUUCUGUCGUUAAACAACAUCAUAAACUCCAAUUUCAAAAGAGCUUACAUCUUUACUGAUUCACUGAGUAUCUUGAGUGCACUGAAAGAUUAUACGCCAAAUAAAUCUAGGAACACUUCUCAUAUAAUACUUGACAUUAAAACCUUGCUAAACAAAUGUUCACAAGAAAAUAUAAAAGUCACUUUAAUUUGGAUUCCAGCACAUGUCAACAUAAAGUAUAAUGAAACAGUAGAUUCACUCGCAAAAAAUGCUAUAAAAGAUGGAACUAACACUAUCUACCUUCUACCUUUCUCAGACUUUGGUGAUAAGAUUAAACAAAAACUCAUCUUAAACACUCAACAGCUCAUAACAGAUCAAGGAACCUAUAAAGGCACACACUAUUUCGAUCACUAUUACAAAGACAACGAAGCAAAACCAUGGUUCACAAAGAUAAACCUACCAAGAGAACAUAUAACCACCAUCAACCGUAUAAGAUCAAAUCAUUACAAUCUGUCGGCAAGUCUAUUUAGGAAAAACAUAAUUCAAUCUCCAACAUGUGAAUGUGGCUAUGAAUCUGAAAACAUUGACCAUAUACUAUGGGAUUGUCCCAGAUUUUCAAAUCAAAGAUACUCACUUAUUAUCAACAAACUCAACCACUACCACUCAAAAAAAAAGAAGAAUACACCAAAAGAUACAACAUCACUGCUAAAAAAUCCAAAUGAAAAACCAGCAAGAAUAAUUACUGAAUACUUGAAACGCUGCAAUCUACAAAUUUGA
Molecule: messenger RNA, 1626 nt
Organism: Nasonia vitripennis (jewel wasp)
Lineage: Eukaryota; Metazoa; Arthropoda; Insecta; Hymenoptera; Pteromalidae
Exons: 1
Coding region: 1-1626 (541 amino acids)
Molecular function (GO): nucleic acid binding; RNA-DNA hybrid ribonuclease activity
Source: RefSeq, a predicted model, not a curated record